Messenger RNA from Penicillium longicatenatum, 960 nucleotides. RefSeq lists its product as uncharacterized. NCBI's taxonomy places the organism in Eukaryota, Fungi, Ascomycota, Eurotiomycetes, Eurotiales, Aspergillaceae. The transcript is spliced from 3 exons. The coding region runs from base 1 to 960 and encodes 319 amino acids. The record is from RefSeq and is a predicted model, not a curated record.
AUGCUUCUUCUACCUCUCUUGCUGCUAGCCACCUCGUGGCAGGUGGUCAUUGCAGAUUCCGAUUCUUGUUCAAGUAGUGUGACUAUUUCCAGUCAAAGUGACGCGGAUACAUAUGCCAACUGUGACCAGAUCGACGGCAGCGUCACCAUCUCCUCGUCAGCCAGCGGCUCCAUUGUCCUGAACAAUGUCAGUGAAAUCAAGGGAGCCUUCACAGCAGAAGGAGCUUCGGGUCUCACUACCCUAGCCGCACCGGAUCUCGAGACGAUCGACGGAGCUUUGACUGUGGAUAGCAUGAACUCGCUGAGCAAUCUCUCAAUCAAUUCCCUAUCCGAAGUAUCCUCCGGAAUCACGAUCACGGGAAAUGCAAAACUCAAGCAUCUGGAAAUCGAGAAUUUGGAGGAGGUCGAUGGUCAACUCAAAUUGACAGGGUCGUUCAGCUCCGUGUCGCUGCCAUCACUUGAUCAGGUGAAAGGCCAAACAACUAUCCACGGCGGCAGCUCCAUGUCCUGCAUUGCAUUGAACAAUUUACAAUCCGAAGACGUGUAUAAGGGCGGGUACUCCUGCUCGACCAACAGCGGAUCUUCCCUGAGCGCAGGUUCCAAAGCCGGAAUUGCGGUCGGCGUCAUUAUCGGGGUUCUGAUUAUCUUGUUCCUGAUGUGGUGGGUCUAUCGGCAACGUCGAGCACGUCGACAACGCCGACGGACUUCCAAAACUGUAGCCUUGAUACCUCCGCCAGUAAUAAAGGACGAGAAGCAAUCUCCCCCACAAUAUCAACCUGUACCAUCGAGCGACUUGUCACCUAAAGUCCCACGAAAGCCUGUGGGACCGGCACCAGCAUUGUUGGACGGUCAUUCGAUCUACGAAGCAGCGUAUCCUGCGAGUCCGAUUCCGGUGUACCAUGAGUUGGAAGCAGGACCAGUCUUCAGUACACAUCAACGGCCCAUUCACUCGGAAUGCUAA